Coprinopsis cinerea okayama7#130 is the source of this 330-nucleotide messenger RNA. RefSeq lists its product as hypothetical. The record is from RefSeq and is a predicted model, not a curated record. The transcript has 3 exons. Lineage: Eukaryota; Fungi; Basidiomycota; Agaricomycetes; Agaricales; Psathyrellaceae. The coding region runs from base 1 to 330 and encodes 109 amino acids.
AUGAAGGCCGAUAAAAGUUCCAAUCGUCCAAGCCUGACAACUCGCAUAGCGAACCUCGAAUCACUGGAUGAGGAGCGACGGAAGAGGCUGAAAGAGAUUUCCAGUGACCAGAGAUUGACGAAAUUCUUCGAACAAGAUAUCACUGAGAAGGUGAAGCAGCUGGAGGCAAGGCUCACCAGGGUCGAGUCAUUGAACACGAAUCAGGAUCGCCUCUGGCAGAGGUUCAAAACCAUCACACUACAGAAUCGCCGGGAAAUGACAAUUCUACUUGCCGUGCAGACGAUAGUAUUCUCGUUGAUAAUCUUCGCUAUGACGUUGUGGAAAUCUUAG